AUGUCAACUACGCUAGAAGCACCCCGUCAAUACGGCCAGCCCUCGAGAAAGGGCAAGAGGGCAUGGAGAAAAAAUGUGGACGUUUCGGAGGUUCAAGAAGGUCUCCGUCUGUUGAAGGAUGAGGAAAUCAAAGGAGGUGUUUUAGCAGAGAGACCUUCCGAAGAACUGUUCGUCAUUGACAAGAAGGGCUCUUCGGAGAUUCGCGACGCAUACCGAAAACAACACAAAAAGCCUCUGAAAGCAGAUGAAAUUCUCGCACAAAGAUCUGCGAUAGAUGCAGUAGACACACGGAAACGUGGGAGUUCCAACGUGACCGACGGCGUCAUUGAGCCGAAGACCAAGAAACACAAGAGUGACUGGGUCAGCCGCAAAGAAUGGAAGCGCUUAAAGCAGGUAGCCAAAGAGGGCAACCCAAUGGAUAAGCCAAGUGAUGGUGGUUUCUACGACCCUUGGGCUGACGAAGCGGAUCCGACGCCUCUUGAUGAUCCGCAGUUCGAUUAUCUAGAAAAGCCCAAACCCAAGGUGGCCCCGGAAACCCUGAAGCGAGCUCCCAUUUCCCUGACUGCCGAUGGAAAGACGGUUCCCUCCGUACGAGCGCCAACCGCUGGUACAAGUUACAAUCCGACAUUCGAAGAUUGGGAUGAGCUGCUACGAGAACAAGGGCAAAGAGCCGUCGAAGAGGAGAAGAAGCGGUUAGAGGAAGAGCGCAAGGAACAAGAGCGGCAGCGCUUGGUUGAUGAGGCCAAUGAUGACGAUGGUGAAGCCAAAUCUGAUGAUGAAAGCGCUUGGGAAGGCUUCGAGAGCGAGUAUGAGAAGCCGGAAUGGCUGAACAAGAAGCGCCCCGAGAGAAAGACAAAAACGCAGAGGAACAAGAUUAAGCGAAGAAAGGAAGCCGAAAGGCUAGCCAAAUGGGAGGCACAGAAGCAGACAAAGGAGGCCCAAGUUGCUGAAGCCAAGGCUAUUUCAGAGCGCUUCAAGAACCAGGAGCUGGAGCGGGACAGUGACGCUGACGAAUCUUCCGAUGAGGGUGAUGAUACUACUCUGCGCCGGAAGCCCUUGGGAGGGAAAAUAAGGGCCCCGGAAAAGCCGACCGAGGUAGUCCUACCGGACGAACUGCAAGAUUCGCUGCGUCUGUUGAAGCCAGAGGGAAACCUCCUAGACGAUCGAUUCCGUACAUUGAUUAUCCAGGGCAAGCUCGAAUCUCGGAAGCCCGUAUCGCAACCGAAAAAGGCGAAGAGGGAAGUGACCGAGAAGUGGACCUACAAAGACUUCAAGGUGCCUGGGUUAUGA
Aspergillus puulaauensis is the source of this 1290-nucleotide messenger RNA. RefSeq names its product ribosome biogenesis protein NOP53. NCBI's taxonomy places the organism in Eukaryota, Fungi, Ascomycota, Eurotiomycetes, Eurotiales, Aspergillaceae. Gene Ontology annotation, molecular function: 5S rRNA binding. The coding region runs from base 1 to 1290 and encodes 429 amino acids. The record is from RefSeq and is a predicted model, not a curated record. Gene Ontology annotation, cellular component: nucleolus. Gene Ontology annotation, biological process: rRNA processing; ribosomal large subunit assembly. The transcript has 3 exons.